AUGUCGGUCGACACUGAAGUCAAGCUCAGCAAGGAGGAGCGCCGCAAGCUCAAGGAGGAGAAGCGCGCCCGCAAGGCCGCCAAGGCCGAGGCUGCCACCGCUGCUGGCGAGCCCGCCACCGAGAAGAGCGAUAAGAAGGACAAGAAGCGCAGCCGCGACGCCGCGUCCGAGACGGCCACGCCUGCGCCGACGUCCUCCGAGGAGCCGAAGAAGAAGAAGAAAAAGUCCAAGUCGGGUGCCGCGACCCCUGUCGACACCCCGGACGCGACCACCGCGUCCACGCCCAACGAGACGGCCAUCGCCACGCCCGCCGAGGGCGAGGUCGACGCCGAGGCCCCCGCCCUGUCCAAGAAGCAGCUCAAGAAGCUCAAGGCUGCCGCUGCUGCCUCGGAGGCUGCGGCCGCUGCUCCCGCUGCUGCGCCGCCCGCGGCUUUCACUGCCGCCGACAAGGCGUACCUCGCCGAGCAGAACAUCACGCUCGAGCCCGCCACCUUCCCGCCCCAACUCGACAUCUCGACGCUGCCUGUGCGCCCCGAGAUCUCCAAGUUCCUCUCGGCGUUCCCCAAGCCCACCCCCAUCCAGGCCGUCUCGUGGCCUGCCCUCCUGGCCAACCGUGACGUCGUCGGUAUCGCCGAGACGGGCUCGGGGAAGACGCUGUCCUUUGGUGUGCCCGGUGUGAACCUGCUCGCCGGCCUCCCCGCCCCCAAGAAGGGCGGAAAGGGCAAGCUCGCGAUGCUUGUCCUCGCGCCUACUCGUGAGCUUGCGCAGCAGUCGUUCGACACGCUCGUCAAGCUCGGCAAGGGUGUUGGCAUCGGCGCCACGGCGCUGUUUGGCGGUGUGCCCAAGCACAACCAGAUCUUCGAGCUCCGCUCUGAGGGUGUGCGCAUUGUGGUUGGAACCCCUGGCCGUACCCUCGACCUCGCCGACGCCGGCGACCUCGACCUCUCGGGCAUCAAGUACCUCGUGCUCGACGAGGCUGACCGCAUGCUCGACGCCGGUUUUGAGAACGACAUCCGCCGCAUCAUUGCCCACUGCCCCGAGCACACUGGCGGCCGCCAGACGGUCAUGUUCUCGGCUACGUGGCCCGAGUCGGUGCGCCGCCUCGCCAGCACCUUCCUCACCAACUCGAUCAAGGUGACGGUCGGCUCGGACGAGCUCGCCGCCAACAAGCGCAUCACCCAGCUCGUCGAGGUGCUCGACAACCCCCGCGACAAGGACCACCGCCUGACGUACCACCUUCGCAACCACCUCAAGGCGCACCCCGGCACCCGUGUUCUCGUCUUUGGCCUGUACAAGAAGGAGGCGCAGCGCCUCGAGUACACCAUCCGCCGGGCGGGCUUCAACGUCGGUGCCCUGCACGGUGACAUGAACCAGAACGACCGCUUCAAGGCGCUCGAGGCGUUCAAGGACGGCAGUGUCAACGUGCUUGUCGCGACCGACGUCGCUGCCCGUGGUCUCGACAUUCCCGACGUCCAGCUCGUCAUCAACGUCACCUUCCCGCUCACCACCGAGGACUUUGUCCACCGCUGCGGCCGUACCGGCCGUGCCGGCAAGUCGGGCAAGGCUGUCACGUUCUUCACGGGCGAGAACCACGAGAAGUCUCUCGCGGGCGAGUUUAUGCGUGUCCUUCGCGACGCUGGCGCCGAGAUCCCCAAGGAGAUGGACCGCUUCCCUUCGACCAUCAAGAAGAAGGAGCACGGCAGCUACGGCGCGUUCUACAAGGACACUGCCGACGCACCUGCCGCCACCAAGAUCACGUUUGACUAG
This is a messenger RNA of Vanrija pseudolonga, 1767 nucleotides long. It is a transcript of the gene DBP3, whose product is annotated as ATP-dependent RNA helicase DBP3. Gene Ontology annotation, biological process: rRNA processing. Gene Ontology annotation, molecular function: RNA helicase activity; RNA binding; ATP binding. The record is from RefSeq and is a predicted model, not a curated record. Gene Ontology annotation, cellular component: nucleolus. The coding region runs from base 1 to 1767 and encodes 588 amino acids. Lineage: Eukaryota; Fungi; Basidiomycota; Tremellomycetes; Trichosporonales; Trichosporonaceae. The transcript has a single exon.